This is a messenger RNA of Hordeum vulgare subsp. vulgare (domesticated barley), 2091 nucleotides long. Its product is annotated as zinc finger CCCH domain-containing protein 17. Gene Ontology annotation, molecular function: metal ion binding; protein binding. NCBI's taxonomy places the organism in Eukaryota, Viridiplantae, Streptophyta, Magnoliopsida, Poales, Poaceae. The coding region runs from base 265 to 1386 and encodes 373 amino acids. The transcript has 8 exons. The record is from RefSeq and is a predicted model, not a curated record.
ACCGGAGCCGGCCCAACCUUCCGCCCGCGAGCUAAACCCGACCAAGGGGAAAGCAGGGCCACCGUAAGCGCCUCCUCUCCCCGCUCCGAUCCGGAUCUCCCCAUCCAUUCCGGCGAGCCCUCGCCGCGUCGCUUCCACGCGACCCUACCUCCUAAAUAAAUUCAACAUCCCCGCCGCUGCUCCCGUCAAACCCCGAAUACCAUCUGACUACUUCCUCCUCUGCCCGCGCCGCCUCCCGAGCCCAACAAACCCUAGGCGACGCCCAUGGACUUCGAGGCCGACGGCCGCUUCGGCAACAAGCGCGUGCACAACCGCCUCGGACCGGCGCCCGGCGCCGCCUCUUCGUCUUCCUCUACCAAGGUCUGCAUCCAUUGGCGCGCUGGGCGAUGCAAUCGCUUCCCCUGCCCCUUCCUCCACAGCGAGCUCCCUGAGGCGGCCACCACCAAGCGCCCGAACCAAAGGGAUGGCCCUGGUGGGCACGUCUGGCGUAACCCCAACUCAGGAGGAGGGGGGCGCGGCGGCGGCGGUGGCUACAACAAAUGGGGGAGGGGCCCCGGAGGUGCAGACGGUGGCGUGAGGCACAAGGUGCCCGACCGGCCCUGCAAGUUCUUCCUCGCCGGAGACUGCACCUACGGCGAGAAGUGCCGCUACCCCCACACAUAUUGCAUGAGCAAUAGCAUCACGCUGCUCACCCCUCUCCAGGGCCACGAGAAGGUUGUGACAGGGAUCGCACUGCCUGCUGGGUCAGACAAGCUGUAUUCUGGGAGUAAGGAUGGAACGGUGCGCCUUUGGGAUUGUCAAACUGGACAGUGUGCUGGUGUCCUCCCCGUGGGGGGUGAGGUUGGGUGCAUGAUCAGCGAGGGGCCAUGGGUGUUUGUUGGAAUACCUGAUGCUGUGAAGGUUUGGAAUAUGCAAACUCAAGCAGAAAUGAACCUUACCGGGCCGACUGGACAAGUCUAUGCACUUGCAGUUGGCAAUGAGCUACUCUUUGCGGCAACACAGGAUGGAAGGAUUUUGGCAUGGAGAUUUAGCGCCGUGACAAAUUGUUUUGAGCCAGCUGCUUCUCUUACCGGGCACCAGCUUGCUGUUGUUUCGUUAAUAGUAGGAGGCAUGAGACUUUACUCUGGCUCAAUGGAUAAAACCAUUAGAGUAUGGGAUCUAGCAACGUUGCAGUGCAUACAGACUCUUUCUGAUCAUACGAAUGUAGUUAUGUCUCUACUAUGCUGGGAUCAGUUUCUGUUAUCUUGUUCUUUGGAUCAAACAAUAAAAGUCUGGGCAGCUACAGAAAGUGGAAACUUAGAAGUAACAUAUACACACAAAGAGGAGAAUGUACACUGCAAGGAGCUGUUGGUGCUGUUGUUCGUGAUGGCUCGGGGAAAUUUAUAGCUGCUGCUAACAGCCGUAUGGAAUGGUGCUCUGAUGUGCUAACAGCCGAGGUCACAGCAAUGAAGCAUGGGCUGAACCUAGCACAAUCCUUAGGAUGAAAUCGAUUGCUUGUCAACUUGGAUUGCUUGGAUGUAAUCUCGGCGCUGAAGGAUUUGCUGGAGUAGGCGCGGCGAUCUUUGAUGACUGCUAUCACAUUGCUUAUGAAUUCCUACAAAUUCAGUUCGAGCAUUGCUAUAGAUAAGCAAAUUUUGCUGCUCAUGAACUUGCUAGGCUAGCUAGGUUCUCACUGACUACUAGUGUAUGGAUGGACAAUCAUUGGCAUCUAGUGUUCCUUUGCUUGUAAGUGAUGUAACACUUACUACCAAUGAAUGAGAAGGAAUGAUGAUUUCAGAAAACCACCUUGACAAAGAGAUUGCUGCUCCUGAAAAGGAAGAACUACGUAAAACAAGAAGCUUCAGUAAGCCAACCGACAUCUUCAUAGAGGCUUACCUUUCUUCAUAGCCACCAGCAUUGAAAUAUACCUAAGAGUCUUCAUCAAGAGUAUGUUUGAGAACAGUAGGAUACCUUUCUCCGAUUCUUAACAGUUUGAUCCUUUACUGGACUGAGUGAAGUGCCCUAUAGAAGAGUUGCAGAUUGCAUGCAGUUCAAGUUGUAUUCACUGACCAUAUUGUUUCUUGUAACCUUCCACCUAGCCACCACCUUAAA